AUGGCCCCUACCAGCAAGACAGCCAACGCUGCCGCCAAGGCGGUCGUUAAGGGAUCUUCCCUUCACAAGUCCCGCAAGCCCCAGCUCGACGCUCAGAAGAUCAUUCUGUACCCUCUCAACACUGAGAGCGCCAUGAAGAAGAUCGAGGAGAACAACACCCUGGUCUUCAUCGUCGAUAUCAAGUCCAACAAGCGCCAGAUCAAGGCUGCUCUUAAGAAGCUGUACGACGUUGACACCGUCAAGGUCAACACCCUGAUCCGCCCCGACGGCUCCAAGAAGGCUUUCGCCCGCUUGACCCCCGAUGUCGAUGCUCUGGACAUCGCCGCCACCAAGCUGGCCAUCGUCUAA
Messenger RNA from Penicillium waksmanii, 348 nucleotides. Its product is annotated as 60S ribosomal protein uL23. Gene Ontology annotation, molecular function: structural constituent of ribosome. Bases 1 to 348 code for a protein of 115 amino acids. Gene Ontology annotation, biological process: translation; ribosomal large subunit assembly. Gene Ontology annotation, cellular component: cytosolic large ribosomal subunit; ribosome. Lineage: Eukaryota; Fungi; Ascomycota; Eurotiomycetes; Eurotiales; Aspergillaceae. The transcript is spliced from 5 exons. The record is from RefSeq and is a predicted model, not a curated record.